Messenger RNA from Oryza sativa Japonica Group (Japanese rice), 1017 nucleotides. RefSeq lists its product as uncharacterized. Lineage: Eukaryota; Viridiplantae; Streptophyta; Magnoliopsida; Poales; Poaceae. The record is from RefSeq and is a predicted model, not a curated record.
CUCAGCUUUCCCAGCAAAUGCAACGCUCGUACUCCUCGCAUCAACAGCCUCCCUCCUCCGCUCUCAAAAAAAAAAAAAAACAGCCUCCCUCCUCCCUCCCGAAGGCCAAAGCUACCCUCCAUCAGCUACAACAAGCGACAGGCGGCGAUCGCCUGCGGUCGUGCGCGCGUGGCGUACGUGCGGCCACCGAGUAGCGGCAUCUGAGAUGGUCCUGCGCCGGAGACAGAGACCGGCGGCGGCGGCUGCAGGUGGGCUGCUCGGGCCGUGGCUCCUCGUCGCCGUGCUUGUAUACUCCUCGUUCCUCGGCUCCACCGUCUUCUUGGCAGUCGACGCCGCCCGCACGUCGGCGUUCGUGGCCGUGGCGCCGCUACCGAUGGCCCCUUCGCCAUCGCCGACCGCGGCCGAGCUUGUCGGUGACAGCAAGCGGAAGGUGCCCACCGGUGCAAAUCCGCUGCACAACAGAUGACAAUCAUCGAGCGAGCAGCAGCUGGGAAGGUGAGCGACGCAGCGUUCGGUAGCAUGUGAGAAGCGAGGAACAAGCGAGUUAAGCUGUCAGGGAAGCCAUGCAUAUGAAGAAGCUAGCUAGCUACUGCUGCUCCUUGGUGAGACCGUAAGAGAGCAGAGAGCAGCCAAGCGGAAAGGGGUGGCGGUGGAGAGAUCGGCAAUGGCGCGGCCGCCGCCACCGUAAGCUUCUGAUUCUGCUUCUUUUCUUCUCCACACUUUUUUUUUGUUUCUCUUUGAUCUGUCGAAGCUGUGAUCCGAGAGGAGAAAUGAAGCUGAAUGAGAAGGGUACUGUGGAGUGCCACAUGCUUUACGUAGCUAGCCACAGCUAGAUAUACUAUGCUCUUCUUGUUUUUAGCAUGUCAUGGUUGCGAAUUGAUCAAUGCUUCAAGUAAAAACGUUCAUGUACUCAUUGGUUUCUUCUUUUCUAGCAAUAAAAAUGCACAUAUAUGUCUAUUCUGUGCAUUCUUCUAUACAUGUAACUUUAGGAUCGAUUACAUUGGAAACUUCUUCAAA